AUGGCAGCCGCAUUGACCGUCGAGCAGGAACAAGCAACAAAAGAAUUUAUUGAAGCGGUAAAUAAAUGUCGCGCUGGUAGAAGAGCAAGCCCGGUGUCCUGGAGUACGGCUGUUAAAUUUUUGACAGCACGUAAAUUUGAAGUACCACGUGCAUUAGCGUUGUAUGAGCAACACGAGGCAACAAGACGUCGUGAAGGUUUGGCAACUCUUCAUCCGACUCAAGAGCCACUUCUUUCAGAAUUACGUACUGGUAAAUUCACCGUACUGCCAUCAAGAGACGGUACAGGUGCAGCAAUCGCUAUUUUUACAGCACACUUGCAUCUACCUCAAUGUACAACUCAUCAAACAACUCUUCAGGGUGUAGUUUAUCAACUAGACGCCGCGCUGGAAAGCGCAGAUACACAAAAGCACGGAUUAGUAUUUAUUUAUGAUAUGUCCGACAGCAAAUACCAGAAUUUCGAUUACGAUUUGUCGCAAAAAAUUCUUACACUACUCAAGGCCUUUCGGCAACUACCCGUCGACGAAGACGACAAAUCGCGCAUGUCCGUGCUCGUAGACGUCACAGCGUACGACGACGCUCGAGGUUCGUCGGUCAGUAGUCGUUGUCGUAACUUGCUAUCUACUCCAUCAGGAGGGUAUCCGGCUAAGUUGAAGAAAGUCCUGAUUGUGACGGCACCGCUGUGGUUCAAGGCUCCAUUUAAAAUUCUACGUUUAUUCGUCAGGGAAAAAUUACGGGAUCGUGUAUUUACAGUGUCAAUACCUCAACUGACACUUCAUAUACCCCGAGACUCGUUGCCUCAACGUUUAGGCGGUACUUUGGAGAUACAGCAUGAAGCCUGGCUGUUACAUUGUCUCAAGUCCAUGACGAAUCGUAGCGGUGGUGAAUUGUGUGAGGUAAUUUAUUUUUAUUUUUUAAAUUUAAUAGUGUUAAACAUUUUUUUUAAAUAAAAUAUCAAUUAUUUUUAUCUAGAGACACUUAAAUUGUUUGAUGAAAAAUUUUUAGCAAUUAAAUCAUUGUAAAAAAAAUUUAAUUUAAAAACAUUUUUUUUUUUUUACAAUAAUUGAUUUUUCAUAAAAAUUAAAAAAAUAAAUUUUAUUUAUUAGUAUAGAUAAAAAUAAUUGAAAAUAAAUAAAAAAAAAACCUUCUUAUAAAUGAAAAGCAUUUUUUUAAUAAUAAAAAAAUAUUUUUUGAACUAGGUUACCCCGAGAGUGGGUAGUCCUCUAUCACCGACAUCAAAGUCGGCAGCAGAAAGCCCGACAAAUGAAACAACAAACAAUGUUGUCAGCAGUAGCAACUCAACAAGUCCAAUAAGCGAGAAGCACAAAAUAAAAAAUGGAAGCGUAACAAUCGGCGACAUUGAAAUAACAAAUGGAGACAGCUGGAUAGCAAGUGAUGAAGCGCCGUCACCAGUCCAGCCGCCUUCAUCAGCGAGCUCCGGGUUCAGCGACGACGACAGUCUCCACGGGGACCUGGGCUUGCAAGCAGUGACAAUGGAGCAGCUCGUUGAAGCAAUUCACUCCCGCGGACGUGCCGGUCUAGUAGCUGAGUACGCAGAAAUAAGACAAAGGCCUCCCGAUGGUUCAUUCAAUAACGCGAAAUUGCGUCAAAACCAGCCAAAAAAUCGAUACACCGAUGUACUGUGCUACGAUCACUCGAGAGUUUGUCUGUCUCAAGUUGACGGUGAUCCUUCGUCGGACUACAUCAAUGCCAAUUUCGUGGAUGGUUACAAACAAAAGAACGCUUUUAUCAGCACACAAGGACCAUUACCCAAGACUUGUGGGGACUUUUGGCGGAUGGUCUGGGAACAGCAGACUUUAGUUGUUGUCAUGACUACCAGAGUUAUUGAACGAGGACGGACUAAGUGCGCUCAGUACUGGGGUCCUGAGCCAGGUGAUGAAGUGUCUGCCGGUGGUUUUACCGUCACGACACUUGAAACUGAAGAAACCCGCGAAGUUUGUCAUAUGCUGUACACAGCUUGGCCAGACUACGGAGUACCACAAUCAGCCAGAGCUCUUUUACAAUUUCUUUCGUUGGUGAGACAACAUCAGACCAAGCUGCUUGCUAGCAGGGGAGAUACUUGGGCUGGUCAUCCUCGAGGACCACCAAUUGUUGUACAUUGUAGUGCUGGAAUUGGUCGUACUGGAACAUUUUGUACAUUGGAUAUUUGUAUAUCUCGCUUGGAAGACACAGGAACCGUGGACAUACGCGGUACAGUUGAAAAAAUCCGAGCCCAGCGAGCUUACAGUAUUCAAAUGCCAGAUCAGUAUGUGUUUUGUCACCGCGCUCUCGCAGAAUAUGCACUUUCUCGGGGGAUGCUGGAGAUUCACCAUCUUGCCAUGUUACCACCUACCAUUGAGGAAGACUCUGACUAG
Cotesia congregata is the source of this 2373-nucleotide messenger RNA. The record is from the annotation of a GenBank genome assembly. NCBI's taxonomy places the organism in Eukaryota, Metazoa, Arthropoda, Insecta, Hymenoptera, Braconidae.